This is a messenger RNA of Sycon ciliatum, 1680 nucleotides long. Its product is annotated as enkurin-like. The transcript is spliced from 9 exons. The record is from RefSeq and is a predicted model, not a curated record. Gene Ontology annotation, molecular function: calmodulin binding. Lineage: Eukaryota; Metazoa; Porifera; Calcarea; Leucosolenida; Sycettidae. Gene Ontology annotation, cellular component: acrosomal vesicle. Bases 347 to 1192 code for a protein of 281 amino acids.
CCAUGGACACAUAAACAUCAUUCCCAUUCUGAGGGAAACGCCGCAUUGCAAGUAGCAGUUCGUCGUCAGUUCAGUACAGUGUCAGUAAAGCUCUUCAAAUCAAACUGCCUUUGACGUUCACUGGGCUGAGCACACAUGCAGGCGAUCAAAGAGUGACUUCCCUCCUUUCUGAAGUGAAAGAUACUGAGCUCAUCACCACCAUCACUGAGAAGAGGCAGUGAAAACGCCGUCGGAACCGUCAACGGGCUCUCCUGAGAGAACAGAGAUUUGCCCCACUCAACUUCAGGCCGCAGUGCGUGUCCUUCUUGCCAUCACGAAAGCCAGUUGUUGCGUGCAAUAGUCAGAAAUGGCUUACUACGGGAGACGAGCGGUAGUCAAGGAGGAGUCCAUCUAUAACUUAGUUCCCAGGCCGGCGCAGAAAAGGGAAAAACAACCCAGGUACACAUCGACAUUUCGUCCACAGGUCAAAGAGGAGAUCAAGUCUAAGCAAGUUCCCAGCAAGACCAUGGGACCUGCUAAGGUAGGUAUGCCAUCAACGCAGUCUUAUCUAAAGAAGCAUUCCAAAGAGCAUCGAGUCGAAGAGUUGGGAACAACAAGAAAGACAGCGGAGUCAGAGAGUUUGCUAAGAUCGUUCGGUGCCACGUCAACAAAGACUUCUACGAAACCUGCUGUUCCCCGACAUACUGAGAGGCCUGCUAUGGGUGUAAAGACUCACAAGGAUUUCAUCACGCACAAUGCCGUGAAAGCUAUUUCGUCUGUGCCGACCAGGCCUCAACCUAAGCUGGUUGAUGCACCUACCGGAACGACCAAAGUCCUUGAGGAUCAGCGGACAGAUGCCGGGCUUCUGCCGAAGUAUGUCAACAAACAGGGUUAUGGUGAAGUUCCCAAGUAUCUUCAGACCAGAAAGGCGGUGAUGGAUGAAGCACAGGACAACUAUGAUGCCUACGUAGCACGCAGGCAGAAGGCUAACGAACUGGCCACAAUCCAAGACAAAGAUCGUGACAACGUUUUAGAGGGCCUCAAGAAGCACUGGCAGGAGCUGCAACAUCAGUUCCUUGGCUUGUCGGUGGUCACGGACACCUUACCUAAGAAAGCAAGGAAAGAGCGCAUUGAAGCCGAGAUGAAGCAGCUUGAGAACGACAUUCAAACAAUCGAGUCGCACAAGGCAAUUUACAUCGCUCCUGUCGCCUGAUAACACAGCUGUGGCUAGUAGCCGCUUACACGCUCCAUCACUGGAUGUUCUGGGAUUUCAUGUGUAGGAUGUUGAUAUGAGUUUUUGGGACAGAUUCAUUACGUGUUUCUGGUGCACUGUACUCUAUACAAUAUACCUGUCUUUGUUGGAUUGAUGCUUUUUCCUGCGGUAGCUGUCUUGCACAUUAUGGUACACGUAAUGGUCGAAAUUCGUGCUAGGCUUUGACAAAGCAAGGGUUGAAUAGAUCUCAAACAUCGCAACUGACUCGUUAUACUGCUAACCCGACCCAAGCAAAGCCAGGUACAUGUAGUAGCAUAAUGCUAUUAGCAUUCUCACAUUCAUGUUGUCAUAGAAUAAGUGCAUGUGGUAGUAAUUACCUAUUAUCAGUUUGGUGGAUGCUUGACUUAGAAGUCUGUUCUUGCUGAUCAUAAUAGUUAUUGUUAUGAUACGGCGAGUAUCUUUUUAACGUGUCAUCACGUAUACAAUGA